This is a messenger RNA of Octodon degus (degu), 4545 nucleotides long. RefSeq names its product adenylate cyclase 3 (gene Adcy3). The record is from RefSeq and is a predicted model, not a curated record. Gene Ontology annotation, biological process: intracellular signal transduction; adenylate cyclase-activating G protein-coupled receptor signaling pathway; cAMP biosynthetic process. The transcript is spliced from 21 exons. Gene Ontology annotation, cellular component: plasma membrane. Bases 511 to 3990 code for a protein of 1159 amino acids. Lineage: Eukaryota; Metazoa; Chordata; Mammalia; Rodentia; Octodontidae. Gene Ontology annotation, molecular function: adenylate cyclase activity.
GGCGAGGAUGCUGGCGGGCUCCCCUGGGCUCGGCCCGCGCUCCCGCCGUGGAGGGCCUUGCGCGCUCCCCUAGCGCCGCCGCGAUCCCCACCCGCACCGAGCCGGCGCCCCCGGAUUUCCAGCCCCGCCGCCGCCUGCGCUUCCCUGAGGCGGAAGCCCGCGGAUGCUGAGGGGCAGCCUCGCGCUUCUCGCGGUCGGGUCCCGGGCCUGACGGCGGGGGAGCCGGGGCCGGGCAGCGCUGCUCGGCGGGGAGCAGCGCCUCGGCGCACUGACCCAGCAGCCCGCACCCGGCCGUCCCGGAGCACGCGGCCCUGAGUCCUGCACAGAUGACUGCCGCCACCCGAGCCUUGGAAACCUGCUCUGUGCUCCUACCAGCCCUUCAGCCCCAGCCCAGAAGAGGCGUUCCACCAUCGGCCGGUCUCAGUGAGCCCUGGUAGGUGGCCAGUUCCGGAGCCCUUCUGCUGCCCAGACCUCUUCUCCCGGGCCCAGUGGAAGCAGACGCCGGCCAGUAUGCCGAGGAACCAGGGCUUCUCCGAUCCUGAGUACUCGGCGGAGUACUCAGCCGAGUACUCAGUCAGCCUGCCCUCUGACCCUGAGCGCGGGGUGGGCCGGACCCAUGAAAUCUCCGUCAGGAACUCGGGCUCUUGCCUGUGUCUGCCUCGCUUCAUGCGCCUGACCUUUGUGCCGGAGUCCUUGGAGAACCUGUACCAGACUUAUUUCAAAAGGCAGCGCCAUGAGACUCUGCUGGUGCUGGUGGUCUUUGCGGCCCUGUUUGACUGCUACGUGGUGGUCAUGUGUGCUGUGGUCUUCUCCAGUGACAAGCUGGCUCCCCUCAUUGUGGCUGGGGUUGGACUGGUGUUGGACAUCAUCCUCUUUGUACUCUGCAAAAAGGGUCUGCUCCCUGACCGGGUCAGCCGGAAGGUGGUACCCUACCUGCUGUGGUUGGUGAUCUCAGCCCAGAUCUUCUCCUACUUGGGCCUGAACUUUGCCCAGGCCCACUCAGCAAGUGACACGGUGGGCUGGCAAGUCUUCUUCGUCUUCUCCUUCUUCAUCACGCUGCCCCUCAGCCUCAGCCCUAUUGUGACCAUCUCUGUGAUCUCCUGUGUUGUGCACACACUGGUCUUGGGGGUGACAGUGGCCCAGCAGCAGCAGGACGAGCUGCAAGGGAUGCAGCUGCUGAGAGAGGUGAGUCCUGCCUUCCCCCACCCUGCAUCCCCUUGCCAUAGGGGCUCAGGGCUCUCUGCAAGUGGGAGGUUCAUGGGGCUCUGUAGAAGAUCUGAGCAGCUUCUGCUGGCGUGGCUUCCUGUGAAGUAUCUGAAGUUGGCCCUGAGGAGUGCAGGCCUGGCCCACUUCCCCUACAGCCCUGUCUUCUCCCUGCAGGAGAACCUCAUGCUCUCCAUCCUGCCCAAGCAUGUGGCUGAUGAGAUGUUGAAGGACAUGAAGAAAGAUGAGAGCCAGAAGGACCAGCAGCAGUUCAACACCAUGUACAUGUACCGGCAUGAGAAUGUCAGUAUCCUCUUUGCGGACAUCGUGGGCUUCACCCAGCUGUCAUCUGCCUGUAGUGCUCAGGAGCUUGUGAAGCUGCUCAACGAGCUCUUUGCCCGCUUUGACAAGCUGGCAGCCAAAUACCACCAGUUGCGCAUCAAGAUCCUGGGUGACUGUUACUACUGCAUCUGCGGCCUACCCGACUACCGUGAGGACCACGCUGUGUGCUCCAUCCUCAUGGGGCUCGCCAUGGUGGAGGCCAUCUCGUACGUGCGAGAGAAGACCAAGACUGGUGUGGACAUGCGAGUGGGCGUGCACACGGGCACUGUACUAGGUGGUGUCCUGGGCCAGAAGCGCUGGCAAUAUGAUGUGUGGUCCACUGAUGUCACAGUGGCCAACAAGAUGGAGGCUGGUGGCAUCCCAGGGCGUGUGCACAUCUCCCAGAGCACCCUGGACUGUCUGAAGGGAGAGUUCGAUGUGGAACCAGGCGAUGGGGGCAGCCGCUGCGAUUACCUGGAUGAGAAGGGCAUUGAGACCUACCUUGUCAUCGCCUCCAAGCCGGAGGUAAAGAAGACAGCCACCCAGAACGGCCUCAAUGGCUCGGCCAUGCCUAAUGGAGCCCCAGUGUCCUCGAAGCCCAGCUCCCCUCUCCUUAUCGAGACCAAGGAGCCUAAUGGCAGCACUCACACCAGCGGCUCCACAUCAGAGGAGCCUGAAGAGCAGGAGGCCCAGGACAACCCCUCCUUCCCCAACCCCCGCCGCAGACUGCGCCUCCAGGACCUGGCUGACCGAGUGGUUGAUGCCUCCGAGGACGAGCAUGAGCUCAACCAGCUGCUCAAUGAGGCCCUGCUAGAGCGGGAGUCUGCCCAGGUGGUAAAGAAGAGAAACACGUUCCUCCUCUCUAUGAGGUUCAUGGAUCCAGAAAUGGAAACCCGUUACUCAGUGGAGAAGGAGAAGCAGAGCGGGGCUGCCUUUAGCUGCUCCUGUGUGGUCCUGCUCUGCACUGCCCUGGUUGAGAUCCUCAUUGACCCCUGGCUGAUGACAAACUAUGUGACUUUUGUGGCUGGGGAGAUCCUGCUGCUGAUCCUGACCAUCUGCUCACUGGCUGCCAUCUUUCCCCGGGCCUUUCCUAAGAAGCUUGUGGCCUUCUCGACUUGGAUCGACCGGACUCGCUGGGCCAGGAAUACCUGGGCCAUGUUGGCCAUCUUCAUUCUGGUUAUGGCAAACGUUGUGGACAUGCUCAGCUGUCUCCAGUACUAUGCCGGAUCCUACAAUGUAACUGCAGAGCCAGAGCUGGAGGGUAGCUGCCUGGAGAACCCCAAGUAUUACAGCUACAUUGCCGUGCUGUCUCUCAUCGCCACCAUCAUGCUGGUGCAGGUCAGCCACAUGGUGAAGCUCACGCUCAUGCUGCUCGUCACAAGCGCAGCGGCCACCAUCAACCUCUACACCUGGCGCCCUGUCUUUGAUGACUAUGACCACAAACGCUUUCAGGAGCAUGCCUCUCCCAGGGUGGCCUCAGAGAUGGUGCACGUACUUUCUACACUUGGGCUCAAUGGCACAGACAGGCUGCCCCUGAUGCCUUCGAAGUACUCGAUGACAGUGAUGAUAUUCAUCAUGAUGCUGAGCUUUUACUACUUCUCCCGACACGUCGAAAAACUAGCCCGGACACUGUUCUUGUGGAAGAUUGAGGUCCACGACCAGAAGGAACGUGUAUAUGAGAUGCGACGCUGGAAUGAGGCCUUGGUUACCAACAUGUUGCCUGAGCAUGUCGCUCGGCAUUUCCUUGGGUCCAAGAAGAGAGAUGAGGAGCUGUACAGCCAAUCCUAUGAUGAGAUUGGAGUCAUGUUUGCCUCUCUGCCCAACUUUGCUGACUUCUACACUGAGGAGAGCAUCAACAAUGGUGGCAUUGAGUGUCUGCGGUUCCUCAAUGAGAUCAUCUCAGAUUUCGACUCUCUCCUAGACAACCCUAAAUUCCGGGUCAUCACCAAGAUCAAAACCAUCGGCAGCACCUACAUGGCCGCUUCAGGAGUCACCCCAGAUGUUAAUACCAAUGGUUUUACCAGCUCCAGCAAGGAGGAAAAGUCAGACAAGGAGCGCUGGCAGCAUCUGGCUGACCUGGCAGACUUUGCACUUGCUAUGAAGGACACCCUUACAAACAUCAACAACCAGUCCUUCAACAACUUCAUGCUGCGCAUAGGCAUGAAUAAAGGAGGGGUUCUGGCUGGGGUCAUUGGAGCUCGGAAACCACACUAUGACAUCUGGGGCAAUACAGUCAAUGUGGCCAGCAGGAUGGAGUCCACAGGGGUGAUGGGCAAUAUUCAGGUGGUGGAGGAAACACAGAUCAUCCUUCGAGAGUAUGGCUUCCGUUUUGUGAGGCGAGGUCCUAUCUUUGUGAAAGGGAAGGGAGAGCUGCUGACCUUUUUCUUAAAGGGACGAGACAGGCCACCUGCCUUCCCCAAUGGCUCCUCUGUGACACUACCCCACCAGGUGGUGGACAAUUCCUGAAUGGCCUCUGGCUCCACAUGGGAUGGAAGAAUUUAUUUUUUUGGAACGGAACAAAAGCAUUGGGAAAGGGCAAAUAACCAAGUCCCAGUGUCCUCAAAUUGCUGAAGUACACACUCCCAUAGACUUUAGGUUUAAGAAUCUCAAGCCUUUAUCUGUUUGUGGAUAUGUAAGCUCUGAGGGUGGCCGUACUAUUCUUCAGUGUGCCUGUAGCUUCCCCAGAGUAGGAGUCUUAGGCAUAGUAUUGGAGCAGCCCUGCCAGAGCCCUUGUUGCCACUCAGGCCUCCUCCCCCAGAGAGGCCAUGGCCACUGUGAGCAUAAGCGGAGCAGAGGUGGAGCCAGCUGCCUGUGCCACUAGGCUGGGAGAAGUAAAGGUCAGUCCUUGGCAGGGCCAGGCGCUGCUGGAGGAUGAUAUACCUCUGGCUGGAAUUGACAGCUGAGCUAUUGUGAAGGGGAUUCCCCUGGAGACUUGGCUGUGUCUCCACAUGGUCCCAGUUAGGUGAAAUGGCCCUUGUCCUGAUAAUCUUGAAAGGUUCUUCUGGAACCCUGUCACCUUAG